Molecule: messenger RNA, 2632 nt
Organism: Amphiprion ocellaris (clown anemonefish)
Lineage: Eukaryota; Metazoa; Chordata; Actinopteri; Pomacentridae
Product: extracellular calcium-sensing receptor-like
Exons: 6
Coding region: 45-2531 (828 amino acids)
Biological process (GO): G protein-coupled receptor signaling pathway
Cellular component (GO): membrane
Molecular function (GO): G protein-coupled receptor activity
Source: RefSeq, a predicted model, not a curated record
ACCUGAACACAGUUUCUGGCUGUGAGCUGUUUGGCAGGUUUGACAUGCCGAGUUUGUUUCAUCCGGGUGAAAUAAUGAUUGGGGGGAUUUUUCCAGUUUUCAACAAAGAGGUAAGCAGCACAUCUACAUUCGCGAGGGAGCCUCCAGGAGUGAAGUGCGCAGGAUUUGACCUGCGAGCCUUUCGAUGGACCCAAGUGAUGAUAUUUGCAAUUGAAGAAAUCAACAAAGAUCCUGCCCUCCUUCCAAACAUCUCUCUCGGCUACAGGAUCCUUAACUCUUGUGCAUCUCCUACUAAUGCUUUGCGUGCUGCUCUAACACUGGCCAGUAGACCAGAGGAGACAGAAUUUAAUUCUUCUUGCCCUCCAACAAUAUCUGCUGUCAUAGCAGCGUCAGGAUCAUCUCAGUCCUUAGCUGUGGCUGGAACUGUUGGUCCAUUUCAAGUGCCAAUAGUAAGUUACUUCUCAACAUGUGCCUGUCUGAGUGACAGAGCCAAAUAUCCCACCUUUUUUCGGACCAUCCCCAGCGACUACUUCCAGGCAAAAGCUUUGGCAGCGUUGGUUAAACAUUUUGGUUGGCAGUGGAUUGGAGCCAUACAGUCAGACAAUGAUUAUGGGAGAAAUGGGAUCCUGUCUUUCACUGAAGAGGUCAAAAAGUUAGGAGUUUGUAUUGCCUUUGUUGGGACAAUUUUGCGUACAUACUCUAUGGAUAAAAUCCUGGAUGUUGUGGAAAUGAUCAGAAGAUCAACUGUUAAAGUCAUUUUGGCUUUUGUUCCUGAGGGAGACUUUUAUCCUUUGAUGAAAGAGGUGGUCAAACAGAACAUUACAGGAAUUCAGUGGAUUGCUAGUGAGGCUUGGAUAACAGCUGCUCGACCCUCAACACCUGAAAUCUACCAAGCUUUUGGUGGAGCUCUAGGAUUUGUGAUGCAGAAAAUGACAAUGCCUAAACUAAGACCAUUUCUUACAAAUAUCAGUCCUUAUACAGAUCCAAGUGCAGCCUUUGUGAAGGAUUUCUGGGAGAUUAUGGUGGGCUGUAGACCUGUUUUACCUGAAGAACACAGAAUGGGUAAAAUAUGCACAGGCAAUGAGACAUUAAUGAAUUCCCAGCAUGCGUUUUUUGAUGUCACACAGCUCAGAGUUACUUAUAAUGUGUACAAAGCAGUGUAUGCCAUUGCACAUGCCCUUCAUCAGCUGAUAUUCUGCAAACCAGCUGGACAAAAACCUGUGAGGCCAUGUUUGAAUGUGUCAGAAAUUCAGCCCAAAACGGUCACUGAUCAUCUUCAAAGGGUGAAUUUCAGGAAUGAGUUUGGGGAUGAUGUGUUUUUUGAUGAGAAUGGAGACCCUCCUGCUUCUUAUGAUAUUAUUAACUGGCAGCUGAGAAACGGACAGGUGCAGCAUGUGACUCUGGGUCAUUUUGCUUCUGCUGCAAACGGUGAUUUUAGGCUCAACAUCCAGGAGGAGAAGAUAGUGUGGAGGACGGGGAAAAGGGUUCCCACAUCAGUGUGCUCGAAUGUUUGUCCUGUGGGAACCAGGAAAGCUCAGAUUAAGGGAAAACCUACAUGUUGUUUUGACUGUAUCCCGUGUGCUGAUGGAACUAUAGCCAAUUCAACAGGUGCAGCAGACUGCACACCCUGUCCACAGGAAUACUGGUCCAAUGAGAGGAAAGACGAGUGCAUUCCCAAAACAACUGAGUUCCUGAGGUACCAUGAGCCGAUGGGAAUAGCUCUGACAGUUGUAUCUCUGCUGGGAGCCUCCCUGUCACUGGUUACCAUGAUGGUUUUUAUCCACUACAGAGAAACUCCUGUAAUAAAGGCCAGUAACUCAGAGCUCAGCUGUUUCUUGCUGUUUUCUCUCUUCCUCUGUUUUCUCUGUCCUCUCACUUUCAUGGGCAAACCCACAGUGUGGACCUGCAUGCUGCGCCACACAGCUUUUGGUGUGACAUUUGCUCUUUGUAUUUCCUGUGUCUUGGGGAAAACGAUUGUUGUUGUUACAGCUUUCAAAGCCACAAUUCCUGGCAACAAAGUUGCAGGAAAGUUUGGUCCUGCACAGCAAAGGAUCAUCGUUUGUUCCUGCACCAUGAUUCAAAUACUGAUAUGUGUAUUGUGGCUGAAGUUCAAGCCACCUUUCCCUGACAUGGUUUUCAGAUACAGUAACAAGAAGAUUGUUUUAGAAUGCAACACAGGCUCUGAGGCUGCUUUCUAUGCGGUGCUGGGCUACAUAGGAAUCCUUGCCAUAAUAUGUUUGGUUCUGGCAUUUCUGGCAAGAAAGUUGCCUGAUAACUUUAAUGAAGCCAAAUUUAUCACAUUCAGCAUGUUGAUAUUCUGUGCUGUGUGGAUCACAUUUAUCCCAGCAUACAUCAGUUCUCCUGGGAAGUUCACUGUGGCUGUGGAAAUCUUUGCAAUUUUGUCCUCAGCGUUUGGCUUGUUAAGUAGCAUCUUUGCACCUAAAUGUUACAUAAUAUUGGUGAAGCCAGAGAAAAAUACCAAGAAACAUGUCAUGGGAAUAAAUGGUAUCCAAAAAAAUCUGAUAUUUUAAUAGAUUGUGUUAUGUUAAAAUAAUUUUAUCUAAUGUAAUAUGGUUAAAUGAAUAAAACAUAUUUAAAAGUGUGCAUUUAACAUACACACAAAAGUUUUGUA